AUGUCAAAAGCCAACAAUUCUUCAACACAGGCCAAAAAACCCCAACAAAAGAAAGUAGCGAAGAAAGUGAAAAAAACUCUUGCAAACCCUUUUUCUCCGAAAUUCAAAAUUUUGUCUUCGGAGCAACAAAACAAGGUUUUGAAAUUAAUUCAAGAAUGCCCUUUUCACAAUAUUAUUUAUGAAGUGAAUAGAAUUUCUGAAAUUAUUUCCAGUCCUCAAUCACAUCAAAUUGAAUUAGUAAUUUUUCCAGAUGCAAACUAUUUGCAAAUUAAUCCUAUUCAAAUAGACUUCCUUAUAAAUCAAUGCUCCUAUGCGAAAAUACCGUUUAUUAAUUUAGAAAUUAACGUUCAGUCAUUUACUGAAGUUUGUAAGAAACAUUACUCUUCUCUGAGUUUACAUCCCAAUAACUUUCUGAAAGCUAUUGCUUUUGAAUCCACUCACGAUGAUACAUCUAUGGACCCGCAGCAAAGUCAAUAUAAUAUUUUGGAGCUGUUAUACCAAGAAAAUGUUUAUGGUCCAUCUAUUCCUAGAGAAGAUCUUUUUUAUGUUCCUCCAUUCAUCAGUUCCUCAUUCCAAUACGAGCCAGCUCAUGUCGAAGAUGUCAAGCCAUUAAACCCCAUCAAAAAAGUUUGA
This is a messenger RNA of Naegleria fowleri, 633 nucleotides long. RefSeq lists its product as uncharacterized. The transcript has 2 exons. The record is from RefSeq and is a predicted model, not a curated record. Lineage: Eukaryota; Heterolobosea; Eutetramitea; Acrasida; Naegleriidae. Bases 1 to 633 code for a protein of 210 amino acids.